Messenger RNA from Daldinia childiae, 1839 nucleotides. RefSeq names its product ATP-dependent RNA helicase dbp9. The transcript is spliced from 3 exons. Gene Ontology annotation, cellular component: nucleolus. Gene Ontology annotation, molecular function: RNA helicase activity; ATP binding; nucleic acid binding. Bases 1 to 1839 code for a protein of 612 amino acids. The record is from RefSeq and is a predicted model, not a curated record. NCBI's taxonomy places the organism in Eukaryota, Fungi, Ascomycota, Sordariomycetes, Xylariales, Hypoxylaceae.
AUGAAGCGCAAGUUAGACGAGAAUGAUGCGCCGGUCUCAACCGCCAAUGCUGAAACCCCGAGCGCCGGCAUAACCGCCACAUUCGCAGAUUUCGGCCUCGACAGCAGACUCCUUCAAGCCACAGCCCGCCAAAACUGGCAUACACCAACCUUGGUUCAAAGCAAGGCCAUACCGCUGGCUAUCGAUGGUUGUGAUGUGCUGGCAAAGGCUAAGACAGGUUCGGGGAAGACUGCCGCUUAUACCCUACCCAUUCUCCAAGCAAUCCUCAAGCGCAAACAGACCUCACCAGAUUCCUAUACGGCCGCUCUUAUCCUAGUCCCAACAAACGAACUAGUAACACAAGUCGCCAAAGUACUCGAAUCUCUCACUUCGUAUUGCUCUAGAGAGAUCAAGGUCUCCAAGCUCUCCGAUAAACUUUCCGAUGCUGCCCAGCGCGCCGUCCUCUCAGAUUCGGCUGAUAUAGUGGUUGCGACACCCGCAAGAACAUGGCACAAUAUCAAAAAUUCCGCUCUGUCUGUGGAGAAACUUACACACUUAGUCUUAGACGAGGCAGACCUUGUAUUAUCAUACGGUUACGAUGAAGACCUACAAAAUGUCGCCGCUUCGCUACCAAAGGGUUUGCAGACAACUCUGAUGAGUGCGACGCUCACGCCAGAAGUUGACACCCUAAAGGGACUUUUCUGUCGAAACCCGACAGUUCUGGAUCUAGUUGAGCCUGAUGAAGAUGGAGGUGGUGUUUCGCAAUUUGUUGUCAAGUGCGGUGAGGACGAAAAAUUCCUCCUUAUUUAUUGCAUGGUAAAGCUAGAAUUAGUUAAAGGCAAGGCAAUUAUAUUUGUCAGCGAUGUUGACCGAUGCUAUCGACUCAAAUUGUUCUUUGAGCAAUUCGGAAUACGGAGUUGUCUCUUGAACUCUGAGUUACCAGUCAAUUGUCGAAUCCAUGCUGUCGAGGAGUUUAACAGGGGAGUUUACAACAUUAUUAUUGCCUCGGACGAAAACGAGGUGGUAGGCGAGGAAAAGGACCAACUUGAAUCGACCAGUGAGGAGGCUUCUAGUAAUGUUCGUGGAGAUGUCACCAGUGAGAUGCCGGAAAACAGUGAACAAAUUAAGGCCAUUGUUCCUACUUCUAAGAAACGCAAAUCUUCACGACGCGAUAAAAAUUACGGAAUAUCUCGAGGAAUCGAUUUCAAGAAUGUUGCUGUCGUCAUAAAUUUCGAUCUGCCACUAUCAUCUCGCUCUUAUCUACACAGGAUAGGGCGGACUGCGCGCGCGGGGCAAACGGGCAUGGCAUUAUCCUUUGUUGUCCCCAAAGAUAAAUUUCGAAAGCACAUGCCUACCAGCAUUGAGACAGCAGAAAAUGACGAGAAGGUGUUAUCUAGGAUUGUCAAGCAGCAGGCUAAGAAAGGUCAGGAAGUCAAACCUUAUAAUUUUGACAUGAAGGCCGUAGAGGCAUUCCGCUACCGAAUGAAUGAUGCUCUAAGAGCCGUCACAAAAGUAGCUAUUAGGGAAGCGCGGCUACGAGAGCUCAAGCAAGAGUUACUCAAGAGCGAAAGUUUGAAGCGCCACUUCGAGGAGAAUCCUUUGGAAGUACGUCAUCUUCGUCAUGACGUUGAACUUCGUACAACAAGAAGCCAGCCCCAUCUCAAACAUGUCCCUGACUACCUAUUGCCAAAGGAUGGGAAGAAGGCAAUCACCCCUAACGAGGUUGGAUUUGUACCAUUCAAGAAGGUGCUUGAUGGGAAGGGAAGGAAAAGCCGAGUUUCAAAAGGUAGGGGUAGGCGGAUAACUGGUCGUAAGAGUGAUCCUUUGAGAUCAUUUAAGGCAAGAUCCAAGACCAAGUAG